Porites evermanni is the source of this 7235-nucleotide messenger RNA. The record is from the annotation of a GenBank genome assembly. Lineage: Eukaryota; Metazoa; Cnidaria; Anthozoa; Scleractinia; Poritidae.
AUGGGGCUAGAUUGUGGAAUGAGGUGCCUGAAGUUUAUGUUGUGCGUUUUUAACCUCGUAUUUUGGGUAAGUGCGGAGUUUAAUCCAGUUUUAGGGGAUUGAUUUUCGCAGCUAACUUUUCAUGUACGUAACACCGUUUUGUCUUCAUUUUCUUAGGAGAACAAAAACAUCAUGGAUUCAGCUUUUUGAUCGCUGUGUGUGGCUUUGACCGCUCAUUAAUGUUUAAGCUCUGUGUCACUUCUAUAACUCAAAUUUAUUACUAGAAAAACAAAUUUUUGCUUUACUGACCCAGAUAAUAUUUUUACAGCCGCUUUUAAUAAAUCACCAAUUCGCCAACAAUCUACCAAAAAAAAAUUUGAAAAUUUGACAGGCCUUUUUCGGGAUAUUAAGGCAACAUUAUACUCUUCACUUGUUACUGGUAAAACUGAGUAAAUUAUAUAAGUUACAUUUUAUUUCGCAUUUUACUGCUUUCUCCCCCUAUUUUUAAUAUAACAAGAUAGAUGAAUAAGUUGUUACAAUAGCUAAACCUUGUUUUAACUUUCUUGUCACCUACUUUAUACCUUCGAAAAGAAGCUGUAGUUAGUUUUUUCUCUUGAUUUACCUGAGUGAUUCCUUCGGAGGAAAUUUAUGAAGCAAUUUUCGGCUUAAAGAACAUAUUAUAUUCACUUUCCUUGUAAUUCAUUAGCUUAUAUCGCCCUUGAAAAUUUUCAUCUUUAUUCAAGAUAACUUCUUCGCGUAAAAUAAUCUUGAUUUAUUGUUCAGUUGCCAAACGCGACUAUCCUGAAUCCGCCAUAUUUGUUGACGUUGCUUUCCCCCCCCACAAAAGCUCAUUUUUUUCAUUUCCGGUCAAAUAAAACAAAGAAGAAACAUCUUCAUUUUGACUUGCGAUUUCUUAGCCUCAUCAUAAAACCUUUUGUAGAUACUUCUUCCCCGCAAAACCGAGCGAUUCAGUUCCCGUUUGACAGUUUUUGAUGGUAACAUACAUCCGCUUCGCAAAGGGAAAAUUGGGGUUUCAACGAUAUAUAUGGUGCAAAAUCCAGAAAAAAUAUUAAUGAAAUUUAGACGUUAAUUUACCGAAUAAGGUCCGCAAAAGAUUGUCAUUCUUAAAUCUUAAUGGUCAGGUGGAGGAUAUAAAUACAUGACAUCUAUAAAAUAGAUCGACAAGAAGAGUGUUCAUAUAAGCAACAUGUUCAUUGUUAGUUAGUAAGCUACUUGUCCUGUAUAUGGCUCAUUUAAUUAUCGGUACUUAGUAACCAGGGCAGCAUCAUAAAUCAACAAAAAUGCCAACUGCAAUUAAACCAGAGCAAAUCUUUUGUUUUCAUUGAUCUCAAACCGACUACAGCAAUGGUUUCUUCACAGAACUACCUUCGUACUAAUUUCCCUACGUGAGAGAUUCAGUAAUUUAAGCUGCAAGGACCUCGUUAAUGUAUAUUCUUUACCCUUCUGAAUCGAAUUGAGAGGGUUUUUGGUUAAAAAAUAUCACUCUCAUUAAUUUUCUUUAAUUUAUAUUAUUGUUUCGUUAUUGCAGAACUUAUGAGCAGCAAAAUACAUAAAAAUAUUUAUUAAGUUACGCUCAGUUUAGUGUUAAAGAGGUUUUUCGGCGCCUGAUCGAUUCGCUUGUAUUUAUUUGAUCAGCGACACCGAAAGAUAACAAGUGUAUAAUACGUAUUCUAUCUUUAUUUCCUGUUUUCAAGGAGGAAUACUGAACUUUAUAAAACCUAGUUUGUCGGAUUAAGGGCCAUGGAUUAUUAUACAUCUCUGAUUUAUCCAGAAAGUAUUCAUUACACACAUUUUGAGCUAAAAUUAUAAUCACUGAUAAAAAAAAAUCGGUUAUCACCUCUAAUACAAUUUAAUGUAUUUUCAUAGCUCAGCGACAUAAUUUUCACUAUUCAAUAAAUAGGUUCUGUAAGAAUGAUUCUUGGCAAAGCGAACGUAACAAAAAACAUUUAGUAGUGAAUAAAAACAGGAGCCUACUGACCAAAAAUGAAUCGACAAAUCAAUGAAAUACAGUCCAGAGGAAUUAAAAGAAAAAGAAUUAUUCUUGUAAAUUUUGUAAUUUUCACAGGAAUUGCAAUGGAAAUUGUCAGAAAUGUGUAAUACAGUGCGAAUAAAGUUUUUGUCCUCUAAAAGUAUUGCUUCUUGGAGGUCAAAUGCGCUUUAUUUUCACUCAAUCAUACACAACGAGCAAUGGUAAGCGGAACGUUUGCAGGGGGAUUCUAGAUCUGAAAAGAGAACUGUAAAGUUUGUUAAUUGGCAAACUACCUGAAAAUAUAAGAUUUGUUAGGACUUCACAAUGCGGUUUUGUUAAAAAAAACCGACUUUUAGUUCGACCAAUUAACAUUAUCUAUGAAGGGGUUUUGAAAAGAAAAAAUGUGCGCUAAGUCGGUGGCAUGGGUGCCGGAUGAAAUACAAAAAUUUGGUCUUCACUCAGAAAAAUUUAUUAGCGGACGUUUUCGAAGAGCUAGCCGAAAAAAGACUCCCUGGAAAAAAAUAAGCAUUGUUCAGUUCACAUCUCAUUUUAGACACCGACAAAAAUAAAGCGAUACUAAAGCAAGCCCGUGUUCACUUUUCACACGAAGUGUACGAUACAUGACGAUAUAUGUUGAUCGGGUCAUUUUCGUCUACAGGCCGCUGGUAUUGCAGUGAUGGCCGUGGGAAUCUUCGCACGAGUAAGCGCCGGUAAUUACUCUGCUCUUAUGGAUGAAGGUGGAUUCAAGACAGCAGCUAACAUCCUCAUAGCCGCGGGGGCACUGGUGAUGAUCAUUGGUGCUAUAGGGUGCUGUGGAGUGGUGAAGGAAAAGAAAUGGUUGCUUCUCCUGGUAAGUUGCGAUAUAGUAAAACUAGGCUUAAUACAGCGAUAAGGAAUUGCGGUUAAUGACCAACAACGCGCACGGUAAAAAAGCACCUUAGCUUGGCUUGGGAAUUUUUCCGCCUGGCGACGCCGGCUUAGGAAGUCUAAGCGCUGAAGAGUUUGAUCUCGUCACCCUGCGAACAGAGCCACCUUCAGUCUGUGUACAGACCCCCCCUCCCCUCAGUCUGUACACAGACUAAGCCUCCUUUUGUGCGUUUGCGAGAGGAGAAGAAAAGGGGGCUCUGUCUGUAUCCCGUCAAGCCUUUGAAGUCGCUAGGGCCCGUCAGCCCACGAGCGAGCAUCCGUUUAAUGAUAAAUCGAUGGUCAUAACUGAGCCCGCUUUACUAAGCGCAUGGCUAUUACGCCUGAGUUCGAACCCGUAUCCUAGUAACAUGAAGCGCUUGCUCAACAAGAUCUUACUCGAUUGAUUCAUGCAGAGUCUUUCUUAAAUUUGCCAAAAUCGAGCAAGUGAAUGAAAGGCUCUGACAGCAGGAUGGAUGGUGUCGUUCCAUUGUUGGCUAAUAAGGCGCAAGUCUCUCUCCAGUAUCAGGUACCAAUUCAUCCUGGAUCGUCGUCUUCUUGUGUGCCCUUGGGAGUCCACACUUGAAUGUCAGGUCUAGGGGGAGACAGUCACUUAGCAUGUCCCAUCCAGCUGAGCCCUCCUUUCCAAAUGGAGCUUGUCCCAGCAAAAAUUUCAAGCAGUCUCUGACUUCUGUCCUUUGUGACAAAAUGACGCGAUUUCAUAAUAAAAAAGGAGCUUAUAAAGACACUUCCAAUGGUAACCUAUUGCGCUCUCUUUUUCUCAUAAUAAAAACUUUAGUAUUCCUUCCUGGUACUGAUGAUUUUCAUUUUGGAGAUCGCUUCUGGUAUCAUGGCUUAUGUUCAGAGAGACAAGGUAAACACUUCAAUAUAAUUUCUACACCUUGCCCCAGUUGUUCAUACAAUGAUAGCGCUUUCCACCAGAUAAAUCACUAUCCAUCGGAUGAGCAUUAGGGAGACUAAAUGCGUUAUCCAUUGGAUAGCGCUAUCCAGCCUUUGAACGACCGAGACCUAGCCCGAGUUACCAAAAAAGGUGGAUAACACUAUCCAAUGGAUAUAUCUCUAUCUCUAUAUUGAAUCAUUACUGAGUACGACCACUGUUCACUAAUCAUUUCAUGCAAUGAUGCUUCCGUUAAGAUCUGAAUGAAGAAUUAUAACAAAGUUAUAUUGUGCCUACCACAUUACCAUUCGGCCUCUAUAUUUCAGGUAAUAGAUAAGAUAGAACACGCCGUGAACACGACUAUCACUGAAUACUAUGGACAGGCGGACAAAAACAAAUUUACAGAGGCUGUGGACAGGGCUCAACAAGAGGUAAGAGGAAGAGUCUUGAUAAAGUUAGCUGUAGAGAAAAGUCGAAAAAUUAUUCCAGCCUGAGAAAGAUGUUGUUUCAGUCAGUGACACAAGUGGCUCGGAAGAGCAAAUCCGAGUACUCGCAACAAGAGAUCAACCGAUGACCUUCUGGUUACUUGUCCCGAUGCUGUACCAGCUGAGCUACAAGAGACUUGUGGGAACAAAACAUCCUGCAUACUCUUAGGACUGGAUUUAACUACGCUACCUCGAGUGUCCACAACACACCCUCUGUAUCGUGAGGCCCGGCGGACACGGGAGGAGAGAGGGAGCCCUCCCCCCUCACUUGUUUCCGUUGCGAGCUCCGUUCCUCCUUGCACCAUAUUGCCUCUAAGCGCCUGCUAUGAAAGAAAUAUAAUCUUGAUAAAUUAAAAAUGCGCGCUGCUGAGAAAUGAAAAACUAACGUUAGUCUCAAACGAAGCUUCACAAACUACCUCAACCUCUCUGUCAGUGAAGAAAAAAUAACCUGAAUUCUGUUACCUUCUGAAUAGCAAUGCAUGAUUCAGUCAUCUGCAAGCGAAAUUAGUCUCAUUAUAAACUGAUAGUUGAGGAAAUAGGUUUUCUAAAAUACCUUUCUCUUCCAAUUCGUAGGUCUAAGCAGUUCAAGUUUUCUUACAAAACUUUCCUUUCGGAAUCUUUCUCGUAAAAGAAUUUCUUUUACGACACUAAUUCUAAGACGGCAAUGCUUGCAAACAUUUGUUUAGCUGAGUAAACGUUGGUGCACGUUACAACGCAACUGCAAAUAUGGCAAUCACAUGGGCACCCAACGGGAAAUUUUGAGAAAAAGACCCAAAAACAACAACAGAGCAUGAAUAAAGCUUUUUGAAGCCAUUUUAAGCAUUUUGAGAUGGAGAUUGCUGUGAAAAAUUUAUCUGUCCCUCACUCCCAGCAAGACUGAUGGAGAGUUCCCAGCCAGCAAAGUGCACCUACAACCUACAACCUGACUUACUGGGAAGCUUCCCAGCAGACGUAUGUCCAGACAUUACUGGCCAGUUUAGGUGUAGUCAUACGGAAAAAUUCAGCCCUUCAGUGGGGGUGGGGGUAGGGGGUCGAUAGGAAAUUGGGUGUGACCAAAGUGCGAAAUUCACCCAUACAGUGAGUGGGGUGGGGGGUUGAAGGGGAAAGAGGCUUCUGACAAAUAGCAAAUAGCAGCUAUUCUAGACACCAGAUCCCCUCACCAUCAUCAGGUCGAGCUAGCUCAGACAGCAACACUUUCCUUCCAAAAAUCAGCUUUGCACUAUUCAGUGUGUCUACUCAAGGACAUAUUGUUUUUUCCAAAUCUCCCAGCCUGCAAAAAUUUGUCUGAAGAACAGAUAUUUUGACGAACAGAUCCAUUGGGUACCCCUGCAAUCACUGUUGAUAAGUUCCAUUGUUUAAUUGGCUAGAUAAGAACAAAUUAUUUCAGGUUGGCUAAUGUCCGUUUUUUUUAUAGUUGAAGUGCUGUGGUGUAGCAAGCCCUUCCGACUGGAAAAAUUCCGAAUGGUACAAGAACACUGGACAAAAGGCAAACGAAGACUAUCCUGAGUCGUGUUGUAAGACAGAGGGUGACAAGUGCAGCGUGGGCAAGAAUCCAGAUAUCUACGAAGACGUGAGUGUCAAAGAAGUAAAAUGCUAAAAUCUCGUGAAUUUUAAGUUGUUGUUUGAUUAUUUAAUAGUUUGAGUUGUGGUUUCCGUUCAUGAUCGUAUAGAGUGUUUUAGAAUGUCGUGACCAGCGUUUAUUGUAGUAAAUGUUAGUGUUUACGUAGGAAAAGUGUUGAACUCAGGUCACAGAACUGGUUUGAUAGCUAAAAUGGCCAACGUGGCGUCAAGUAGAAACUUUCAGCACGUUCCUUUAGAGCUGAGAGAAUAGAUUCUGUGUCUUUUAUCAUUCUCCAAGCCGCAUCGUUUUGUGGUUGCCAUGGAGAGGUUUCCCAUGACAGCAUUUAGUAAAUGAGUAAAAUAAAGAGGGAGGGUUUGGGUAAGAACAAUGCAUGUUGGUUGAGCAGAGCUGACCUUAGCUGUUACACAGUCUUGUAAUCAGCGGCAACAGGAUCGCGUCUUAGAGACAAUCAUCAUUAUUACCAUUAUUUUGAAUUAACAUUAUCAUUAAAAUCGUCAUCAAUGACUCAACAAAAAGCCUCGAGGUUGGUGAUAAUUCAGUAUUCAUUAUCAUCAUAAUCAUCAUCAACACUAACAUCACUACCAACAUCAUCAGCAAUAUCAUCAUCAUCAUCAACACCAACAUCACUACCAACAUCAAUAUCAUCAUCAUCGUCAUCAACACUAACACCACUAUCAAUAUCAUCAUCAUCAUCAUAACAUCAUUAUCAUCAACAUCUUUAUCUUCACGAUCAACAUCACCAACAGUGACCAAACUGAUCAGCUAUAUCCAUUUUCGUCUCCGCCUCGAUGACCGUUCUUAACUUCCAGCUGGUAACUGCAAAGUAUAAAAUUUUAAAUAAGUAAUGAUUUGGAGGUAGCACAUCGCCAAAGUAGUUCUUCGUCUACCUGAUUCCCGGUCGAACUGGAACUGGAAAUGUUGUUUUUUGAGGAGAGGGGAAAACCAGAGUACCCGGAGAAAAACCUCGCGAAGCAAAGGAGAGAACCAACAACAAACUCAACCCACAUAUGGCGUCGACAUCGGGAUUUGAACCCGGGCCUCAUUGGUGGGAGGCGAGCGCUCUCACCACUGCGAGAUCCCUUGAACUAAGAUGUUCAAACUAAGAUGUACCAACUGUAUGAUAUUGUUUUCUUUAAGGGCUGCUCUGAAGCACUGCAGAAGUUUGUUAAAGGAAAGAUGGCCGUGAUUGGAGGAAUAGGAGUCGGGAUCGCCAUUUUACAGGUCAGAAAUAACUUAAGUAAUUGAUAAUGAAAGAAGCAUUACUCCUUAAACGCGAACAAUUAUUUUGGUCAUUUGAGGGGGUCGCUCUAUAUCAAUAACUAUUUUUCCUUUUUGCAGGUUCUGGGCGUGGUUUUUGCCAUUUGCUUGUACCGAUCAAUUGGAUACGAGAAGAUAUAA